UCAGGGCUGAUAUUUCACGGUCCCUCUGGUCCUCUGGUUGCUCCUCUGGGAUCUUCAGUGGUUUUGCCCUGUUAUGUUGAUGAACUCUUAUCAAUGGAGGAUCUGGAGGUGGAAUGGAGAAGAGCAGGCUCAGAGACUCUGGUUCAUCUGUAUCAAGAUGGUGAGAGUCGACCAGAGUCCCAGCAGCAGGAUUAUCAUGAUAGAGCUCAUUUCUUUACUGAUCAGAUUCAACAUGGAAACUUCUCCCUCCGUCUGGACAAUCUGACAGCUGAAGAUGAGGGAAAAUACACCUGUAAAGUUCACAGUCAAAAUGAUUCUGGAGAAACUGUGGUUCAAAUAAAGCAUGCGCGUUUGCUAGUAUCAGGAUCAAAUGUGUCUAUAUCUGCGUCUGUUGGUGAGGACGUCACUCUGAACUGCUCUGUGGACUCUCACAUCACACCUGAACACAUUGAAGAGGUUUCAUGGAAGAAAACAGAUGAAGAUGAAGAUAUUCUAGUUCUUCUGUACCAAAACAAUCAGACUUUAUCAGAUUCAUCACAUGAGAGAUACAGAGACAGAGUCGAGUUCUUCACUGCAGAAAUCCCCAAAGGAAACUUCUCUCUCAGACUGAAGAGUGUCAGAACGGAGGAUAAAGGAGUUUACAUGUGUAAAGUGUUUUCUGGUGGACUUUCAGCCAAUGCAACUGUAGAACUGGAAAGACUGGGUUUCUCUGUUUCACACAUAAUGGUGUUGAUUCUCUGUAUUUUGGCUUCUGGUUCAGCACUUCUGCUCUGUUUUAUUAUCUACUGCAGAACACCUAUUAAAGGUAAGUGUGUAACAAAAAUAAUAUUUAAAUGAAUAUUAGGCUACUCAAAGAUAGAAAAAAAAUCACUGAUAGUUAAUGUAAUCCCAUAACUUUAAAUAAGCCAGAUGUUACUAUAUAAAGAGGAUCUAAAGAAAGUUGUAUUAGAUAUUAUUUUACACACCUGAAAAGACACUAGUAUCACAAAACAGUUGAUCAUCUGAAGAUAUCUGUAAAUGCAGCUCCCUUGUUUUUUGUUGGCUGCCGUCCAGUGCUACGUCGUUUAAUUAGAAAAUGCAUUUGUGCCCAUUUGUGCCCCCAUGGGCGUGCUGGUCUAAAAAAGAGGUGUGUUCAGGCACACUGUUGGCAUAUUGCUAUUUUAAGGAGCUGAAAAUAGACUGU
This is a messenger RNA of Carassius auratus (goldfish), 1183 nucleotides long. RefSeq names its product butyrophilin-like protein 2. The transcript is spliced from 3 exons. NCBI's taxonomy places the organism in Eukaryota, Metazoa, Chordata, Actinopteri, Cypriniformes, Cyprinidae. The annotation marks the transcript as partial. Gene Ontology annotation, biological process: cell surface receptor signaling pathway; negative regulation of T cell proliferation; positive regulation of T cell proliferation. Gene Ontology annotation, cellular component: external side of plasma membrane. The record is from RefSeq and is a predicted model, not a curated record.